Molecule: messenger RNA, 1339 nt
Organism: Cydia fagiglandana
Lineage: Eukaryota; Metazoa; Arthropoda; Insecta; Lepidoptera; Tortricidae
Exons: 8
Coding region: 44-1324 (426 amino acids)
Source: RefSeq, a predicted model, not a curated record
GGCGCAACCUUCAAUCCGUGUUCAGUAAACCAGCGCAGACGAUAUGAGUGACAUUACAUUGGAAUUCCUUCAGGUCCUACUUAAGGACGACUAUCCUGAUGUCACUAUACAGGAUUUUGAGGGCGCCCCAGGCACCAAACGAGGUGACAAUUACACCUCCAUGGUUUUCCGCAUCCAAUUGAAAGGCAUCCAGAAGGGAGACCCAGAUGCCUCCGGAGAGACGACACAUCCCUGGACUGGUUCCAUCAUUUACAAAUGCCUUCCAGACAGCAUAGAGCGAAGAAAAACCUUCAAGAGUGAAGAGUUAUUCUGCAAUGAAGUGGCAUUUUACAACAAGAUCUGGCCAGCUUUGAAUGAUUUCCAGCAACAGCGGGAGGUCAAGAGCCCGUUCAAGGCGAUACCGAAGUGUUAUCUGGCGCAGGAUGAUCUGGUUAUUUUGAAGGACUUGAAGCAGCAGGGGUUUGUGAUGCCGGACAGAAGACAAGGGCUAACUAUCGAGCAAUGCUACUUUGUUCUCAAGAACCUGUCUCAGUUUCACGCUCUAUCGCUGGCUAUGAAGCACUACAACCCUGGAGAGUUUUACGAACUCCUUAACGUGCAGGAUGGCAUCUCAGAAGUGUUGUUUACAGGCGAUAAUGAAGACUAUUACAAGUCCUACUACCGAGAAGCGACACGUAACGCUGUGGACAUGGUUGAGGAAGAGCUGGCAGACUGUGAAGAUAAGGAAAAAUAUCUGUCAAAAUUCCGUGAAUUCUGCAGCGAAGAAACCUUCUUUCAAAUGAUGGUCUCUCUGGUGACCCCGCGGGAACCUUUGGCCGUCAUCAACCAUGGGGAUUGUUGGACCAAUAACUUUUUAUUCCGAUAUGUGGAUGGGGACAUCGCUGAGAUGGUCAUAGUAGACUUCCAACUAGUCCGUUACGCGUCUCCGGCCUUGGACCUGGCGUACCUUCUAUACCUAUGCCUGACUAGAGAGCAAAGGACAGAGCAUCUACCGUCUCUUCUAGAAUAUUAUUCCGAGGAGCUGUAUAAGAGAUUGGUGGAGUUAAGUGACGAUGGCUCGGUGUUUAGUGGGAUGGAUAAGGAUACGCUUAAUGAAAUGUUUCAAGAGGAGUUCCACCGUAGCGGGAAAUUUGGCCUCGGAGUAGCACUAGAUAUGUACCCGAUUAUGACUUGUGACAGCAACGAGGCGCCAAAUCUCUACCAGGCUAAGGAUAGUGAAGUAGUGCCUCCUCAUGAAUCGACCCCAGUAUCGACAUCAAAUGCGGCGUGCAGGAAGAAAAUGACGGAUUUAGUUAGAGAACUAGUGGACGGUGGAGUUCUAUAAUAUUUAAUAAGGUCU